This is a messenger RNA of Jaculus jaculus (lesser Egyptian jerboa), 4830 nucleotides long. It is a transcript of the gene Dars2, whose product is annotated as aspartyl-tRNA synthetase 2, mitochondrial. Gene Ontology annotation, biological process: aspartyl-tRNA aminoacylation. The coding region runs from base 405 to 2378 and encodes 657 amino acids. Gene Ontology annotation, molecular function: nucleic acid binding; ATP binding; aspartate-tRNA ligase activity. Gene Ontology annotation, cellular component: mitochondrion; cytoplasm. The record is from RefSeq and is a predicted model, not a curated record. NCBI's taxonomy places the organism in Eukaryota, Metazoa, Chordata, Mammalia, Rodentia, Dipodidae. The transcript is spliced from 16 exons.
UUGGGAGCUCGCUGAGCAGGUGGAGGAGUCAUUGUGAUCUGUUAGUGUUUUGGGGCCUAGGAGGGCUUUGAAUUUGUUUGCUUUUGUCUUUCACAAAGCCCGAGGUCGGCCGCCAAGUCAGGGAAAUUUGAAACACGGGAGUGUUGCUCCUUUGCCCCCCGCCCUCGUCCUGCAGGCGUUGGCCUUGGAGGAAGCGAGGAGGUAAGGUGGGGCUCGCCUCCCGUGGCGGGAUUGCGGAAGUCGCGGGGCGCCGCAGCCCUGUUCCGCCCGGCGGGAGCGGACGCCCAGAAGGAAGGACCGGCCUGCCCCUGCCCCUGCCCGCCCUCCCUCGGGCCGCAAGACCUUGCGGAGCUGCCUAGAGUGCAGACUUGGACGUGAAGGCUUGCGGAGGAGGACUGAGCUACAUGAGGGUGGGCACUGCACGGUUCGCGUACAUUUGGUCAGCUGCGAACCGGCAGCGUGGGAUUCGUGGUCAUCUCGCCGCCUUGCCACGACUUCACCAUGUACCUGUGUUCUCGGUUAAGUCGGCUGUACGGGGGUUUAUUAUCCAGACCCAUCGGAAGGAACGCGCAGCCAGUCUGGAGGCCCCUCUACAGAAGUCUGAUGCUGAGUUCCCAGAGGAAAAUUCCAGGCAAAACAUCUUCAUAGUCCUCAGAGACUGCCAUGGUCUUGUCCAAGUUGUCAUCCCCCAGGAUAAGUCAGCAACUUCUAUGAAGAAGAUUUUAUGUGAAGCUCCUGUGGAAUCUGUGGUGAAAGUAACCGGAACAGUUAUUUCCCGACCUCCAGGACAAGUGAAUCCAAAAAUGCCAACAGGUGAAAUUGAAAUCAAAGUUAAAACAGCUGAACUUCUGAAUGCCUGCAAGAAACUGCCCUUUGAAAUUAAAGACUUUGUGAAGAAAACAGAAGCUCUUCGUUUGCAGUAUCGGUACUUAGAUUUGCGUAGUUCCCAAAUGCAGUACAAUCUUCGACUGAGGUCCCAGAUGGUCAUGAAAAUGCGGGAGUAUCUUUGUAAUCUGCAUGGAUUUGUGGAUAUAGAAACCCCAACGUUGUUUAAGAGGACCCCAGGAGGUGCCAAAGAAUUUUUAGUACCAUGCAGAGAACCUGGAAAGUUUUAUUCUCUUCCUCAGAGUCCUCAGCAAUUUAAGCAGCUUCUGAUGAUUGGUGGUUUAGACAGAUAUUUUCAAGUUGCCCGAUGUUACCGAGAUGAAGGUUCAAGACCAGACAGGCAGCCGGAGUUUACUCAGAUUGACAUAGAGAUGUCUUUUGUAGACCAGACUGGGAUCCAGCGUUUAAUUGAAGGUUUACUCCAGUACUCCUGGCCUGGUGAUAAAGAUCCUAUUGUUAUUCCUUUUCCUUCUAUGACUUUUGCUGAGGCAUUGGCAACCUAUGGAACUGAUAAACCAGAUACUCGCUUUGGAAUGAAGAUUGUAGAUACCAGUGAUAUUUUCAGGAACACAGAGAUCAGAUUUCUUCAGGAUGCACUCACUAAGCCCCAAGGAACUGUGAAAGCCAUGUGUGUCUGUCAAGGAGCAAAGUACUUAAACAGGAAAGACAUUGAGUUCAUUAGAAAAUUUGCAGCUGACCAUUUUAAUCAGGAAGUCUUACCUAUAUUCCUGAAAGCUAAUAAAAACUGGAAUUCACCAGUAACUAAAUUCAUAACGGAGGAACAAAGAUGGCAAUUAACCAGACUAAUGGAAAUCCAAGAUGAAGACAUGGUGCUACUAACUGCCGGACAGCACAAGAAAGCAUGCUCUCUGUUGGGAAAAUUACGACUGGAAUGUGCAGACCUUCUGGAAAUGAGAGGAGUGGUACUCCGUGACCCAACAUUGUUCUCUUUCCUUUGGGUGGUGGACUUCCCCCUCUUCCUUCCCAAGGAAGAAAAUCCCACAGAGCUGGAGUCAGCACACCACCCCUUUACUGCUCCUCAUCCCAGUGACAUUCACCUCCUCUACACUGAGCCUACAAAGGUUCGGAGCCAACACUAUGACUUGGUGUUAAAUGGCAGUGAGAUAGGAGGUGGUUCUAUCCGAAUUCAUGAUGCAGAACUACAGCAUUACAUCCUGGCAGCAUUGCUAAAGGAAGAUGUGAACUUGCUUUCCCAUCUACUCCAGGCUUUAGACCAUGGGGCACCCCCACAUGGAGGAAUUGCCUUAGGCCUAGACAGACUAAUUUGCCUUGUCACUGGAGCCCCAAACAUCAGAGAUGUCAUAGCCUUCCCAAAAUCCUUUCGGGGAUAUGACCUCAUGAGCAGUGCCCCAGAUUUUGUUCCUUCUGAAGAGCUGAAGCACUAUCACAUCCAGGUCUCCUGGCCAACAGACUCUGAAGCAGAAAAAAAGUGCAUUGAAUCAGUCACACCUCCCAGAAAGCUGAGCUUUUGAGUUUGUCCUCAUUGCUUUGGCAAAGCAAAAAUCAGAUCUGGAUCUGCCACAGACCUUAGAAUUGUCUUUGCAAGGAACUAGUCAAGGCAGUGUUUAUCACCACAGUAAAAAGUUUUCCAAGAAUAACUUGAUAACAUGUACCAUUAGGACUUUUUGUGUUUGGGACUUUUGUGGUAGUAUCUUUUUACUUGGAGAAUUAUAAAGUGACUAUCACAAUAAUGUAGCAAUGCAUUGUUUUCUAAUCAUGAGUUUUUCAUACUCAGAUGGGUUAUUCCUGUAAUAAGUACUGCCAUCUGUAGACUAGCCUGUUGGUGAAGGACUUCAUCUAGCCUUAUCAAGAAUCUACAGGGUUGAGGGUGGGGAGAUGGCUUAGUGGUUAAGGCACUUGCUUGCAAAGCCAAUAGACCCAGGUUCAACUCCCCAGGACCCACUUAAGCUAGAUGCACAAGGGGCAUCUGGAGUUCUUUUGCAGUGGCUGGAGACCAUGGCACACCCAUCCUCCCUCUCUCAUAUAGAAUGCAACUUUAUGUUCAUCUGUUAGCAGGUGCAUGUCUUUGUCCCAGCACUUAGAAAAGGAAAAAAUGUUUCAUAAUUUUACUGUGAGCUAAUUGUGACCAAAAUGCUUGUUUUUCUCAAGUCCAGGCUGGCCUCAAACUCAAGGGAACCACUGGGCCUGGCUAUCUUAAAAAAAAAAAAAAAACUUGCAAAGACGGGCACCCUAGGGCCUUUGCAAGCACCACUUUGUGCAUCUGAGUUCACACAUGUACUAGCGAAAUUAACCCAGGCCAGCAUGUGCCUUUGAACCAUUCUCCUAAAAAAUUGUAGACAUUCACUGCCCCAACAAGGGUUCACUGUGUAGCCUGAAAGGCAGCCUAAAGUAUCCCCACAGAAGUGAGCCUUGGUGUUCCUAGUGGCAGGAUGGGCAUGCAUGGGCCUCUAGCCACUGCAACUUACUCCACUAUAGGAUCAAACCUGUGUCCUUUGGCUUUGAGCCACCUUUCCAUCCCCCACACCUUUUUGAACAGUAUGAGGACCCAAUUAGCUGCACAGGUAAUGAGAGAAACCCAACUUUCAGUAUGCCACUCCUCGCAGCUAAAGAUGAGGAUUAUUUCCCUGAUCAUGUUAGUUUCACCUUCCACACCAAAAAGCAACCUCCACUCAUCCACAAGUUUACAAGAUGUCUUUAUUUAUGAUUGUUAUGAUUGUUUACUUUCUUAUUCCAGAGCUUCUAUUCAGGUGCCUGAAACAAAAGAACACUUUCAGUCUUAUGUGCAGACCUCAAUUUAAAUGGUACUUGGAAAACACAACAGAAUAUCAGAUCUUUAAUUAUCAUCAAGUGAUCAGUGAGAGAGUUCAAGCUGGGGUGAUCAUCAUGUAUUCUGGAGUGGCCAGCCACCUCACAGGGAAGUUUUCAAUCCUCACCUCAUGAGGGGUUAUAUGCCGCCAUACUUGCUGCCUUAAAGAGCCCUAAAAGAAAAACAGCUUCAUUACUAAAAAUGUUUUUAAAAACUCCUGAGUGGUACAUGUUACUAUAAUAACCUCAGAAAUGAAGUGGAACGGUUAUAUGUGUGAUAUCACAUCUUAUCAUUUGGCAGAAUCACAGCAUCAUUGGUUAUGUUCUCAGUUAGGGUAUACUUUUUAAAAAAGCUGGCUUACCUUCAAAGUGUCAGGACAACAUGCCAACUUGUCCACCUGUUUGAAAAUGAAGAAUGUUUAAUCGGAAAUUCCUUCUUUUUAGCUGUUUAUUCUUUGGUAGCAAAGGCUUUAGGAUAGUCAUACUGUAGUCUACAAUUACCUUGAACUGAUGGCAGCCCCUUAAAUCUGCCUGAGUGAGUGCUGGGUGGAAGGAAGUCAGCCACUAUGCCCAAGCAAGUGUUAUACUCCAGAAUGUUUAAGGACCUGGGUUCCAUCACUACACUCAAUACUAUCUGGAGCCAGGUAUGGUGGUGUAUUCCUUUAAUCCCACCACUCAGGAUCACUGACUGAGACAAGGAAAUUCUAGGCCAGCCUGGGCUAUAGAGUCCCUAUCUCAAAAUACUACAUGUUACCACACAUUACCACUUUGGAGGUAGAGGUUCCGAGCAGUGCUCUGGAGUUUUGAGGGCAGCCUGAGAGUACACAGUGAACUCCAAGUCAGCUCGGGCUACAGUGAGACAGUGGAGCACUGUCUACCCCUCAACCCAGGUAUGCAUGGAACCCUGUGUUAAUGUCAGGGACAACUUGUGGUAGAUACUUCUGGCUCAGAUACUCUGACUUGCUACCAGGGCCUCUAGCCACUGCAAACCCAACUCCACAUCUAUGUGCCACCAUACCUGACGAUACUGUAACACACCCCAAACCCAUAUGCGAAUAGACAUACUAAAUGUUAAACCUGUUUUUCUUCUGACAGUGCAAGGCUUAACUUUUUGAUGGAUAUACAUUAAACUAUUAAAGCCUGAUACUUCAGAUAGGA